Molecule: messenger RNA, 1630 nt
Organism: Phanerochaete carnosa HHB-10118-sp
Lineage: Eukaryota; Fungi; Basidiomycota; Agaricomycetes; Polyporales; Phanerochaetaceae
Exons: 8
Coding region: 107-1543 (478 amino acids)
Biological process (GO): dolichol-linked oligosaccharide biosynthetic process; protein N-linked glycosylation
Cellular component (GO): membrane
Molecular function (GO): UDP-N-acetylglucosamine-dolichyl-phosphate N-acetylglucosaminephosphotransferase activity
Source: RefSeq, a predicted model, not a curated record
CCUCUGUCUCUCUUGAGUUGCCGGAAGAGAUUGUUACGCACUGUUUAGAAGGGAACCGUGAGGAGCUGAGGCCUGAGACACGUCAGAUCACUGGAGGCUUGCCGCAAUGGCUCAGACACUCGGCCCUCGACCUUUGUCGUCCAUCCUCCUCUUAUCCCUCGUACCAGUCGGCGCAUGGCUCCUUGUCCGCCCCCUGCUCGAUCCGCUACCUCCUUUGCCCGCUUUCCAUGCUGCACUAGGCCUCUCCAUAUUUGCGUUCAUCGCAACCGUAUAUCUCGUGCCUGCAUUGGGCGAGACUUUCAUUAAAGCGCGGCUUUUUGGGAGAGACUUGCUGAAGACGUAUGACACGCCGAUCCCGGAAAGCUUGGGAUUGGUAUGCGCGUCCAUUUACAUUCUUGUUUUGAUCCUCUUCAUCCCAUUCGCGUUCUCUGAUGUGUUUGUCAAUGAUUAUGAAAACCGGUCGCAGCACGGGUUGGUCGUCGCAGAGUUUCCCCACCAGAAGCUUGCUGUCUACCUCUCGUCCAUCCUCUCACUCCUCAUCGCUACCAUGCUUGGCUUCCUCGAUGACGUCUUCGAUAUUCGCUGGAGACACAAGCUCCCCAUCCCCAUCAUUGCGACCAUUCCGCUCCUCCUGGUCUACUAUGCCGAACGGGGGAACACAAACGUCGUCGUGCCUAUUCCUCUGCGCUGGCUCUUCGGUACCCUCAUUAAUGUCGGCCCGCUGUACUAUCUGUACAUGUCCUUGCUCUCUACCUUCUCGACCAACAGCAUCAACAUCCUCGCAGGUAUUAACGGUUCCGAGACAUCUCAGGCGUUGAUCAUCGCGUUGUCGGUCAUACUGAACGAUCUGCUCUACUUGCCCUGGCCGUUCGGCGUUCAAAUCCCUGUACAUCUUCUUGGUGGGCACGCUGAGUUUAAGAUUGGUGGACCUUGGGGCGCAGGAAUGGCCUACGGCAGCAGGGAAAUGGUGGAGAGGCACCUCUUCAGCUUGUACUUCAUGCUUCCUCUGGUCGGUGUAUGCGCCGGCUUCUUGUACCACAAUUGGUAUCCAGCCAGAGCAUUCCCCGGGGACACCCUCUGUUACUUGGCUGGCAUGGCUUUCGCGGUAGUCGGCAUUCAGGCGCACUUCUCCAAGACGCUCUUGUUGUUCUUCCUCCCUCAAAUCUUUAACUUCGUCCUAUCCUGUCCCCAGCUGUUUGGUUUGGUCCCCUGUCCACGGCAUCGUGUUCCAAGGUUUGACAAGGAGACGGGGCUACUCUACCCUUCGAAGGCCAUCUUCGAGAAGCCGCCUUCAGCGCUUACAACCGCAAUCCUGAACGUUCUUUCUACUCUUCGACUCAUCAAUCUCAGUAAAAAUCCUGAGACUGGCCUGCCGGAGACUACGAACCUGACUAUCCUGAAUGUCUUCCUCGUGAACCUGGGGCCCAUGAAGGAGGACUCGCUCGUCCAGGUGCUGAUCUCGACCCAGGUUACAGGAAGUGUACUUGCCUUUGCUGUCCGGUAUGGGCUGGCGUGGCUGUUAUACGAUGGGAACAGGCGGUGAACGACGAGACGGGACUCGAUGACUAGCAUAUAUGCAUGUAAUCCCGAUUUUUAAUGGACCGGCUAAUUUAUGAAGGCGUAGCUGUCA